UCCCUAAUGGUGAAUGGUGCAUAUAUAUGCUCAAGGAGAAUAACUCUCAACGUGAUAAACACCCAAAACCCAACAAAGCUAAAACACAGCCAUGAAUGUAGAAGAAGAAGUUGAAAAACUCAAAGUAGAGAUCCAAAGACUCGGCAGUAAGCAAGACGAUGGCUCUUACAAGGUGACAUUUGGUGUGCUCUUCCACGAUGAUAGAUGUGCGAACAUAUUUGAAGCAUUGGUUGGGACAUUGAGAGCAGCGAAGAGGCGUAAAUUAUUGACAUAUGAUGGUGAAUUACUUCUUCAAGGUGUUCAUGAUAAUGUUGAAAUUGUUCUCAAACCCACUCCCACUCCCACUCCCACAGCAGCAGUAUAAUCGAUCGCUUCAAAUGUUUUUAUCACUGUUUUCUUGUAUCAUUUAUCAUAAUUUGUGUUUGUAACUUUGUAUUGUAACCUUGACAUUGUGAUCAUCAUCAUCAUAUGGCUACAUAAUCUGUGCUUCAAAACUGAUCAAAUUUCAAUCUGUUAUCAUCUUGUUGUAUACUCGGAACAACUUUUGAAAAUUUGUCAUUUAAAAUCAA
Molecule: messenger RNA, 569 nt
Organism: Lactuca virosa
Lineage: Eukaryota; Viridiplantae; Streptophyta; Magnoliopsida; Asterales; Asteraceae
Source: the annotation of a GenBank genome assembly